GAAGCAGAUUGUGUAGUCUUCCCUGGGAAGCCACAGUGGCUCUGGCAGUAGAGGUUCUAAUGGAGAAUUUUCUCUUUCAGGAGCUGACAAGUGUAUUUCCAGCAGGACUGAAAACCCUCUGGAAUUCACACACUUUGAUUGAAACCCAAAAGUUGCAGAAUCUGCUGGAAGAGGUCACUCAGCUGCGGGCGGAGAUCAGCGGUUUGAAGGAACUGACCCAGACGGCUUUGGAAUCCUGUGUCAAGAUGGACUGGGCCCUGAAGAGCUCUGGAGCCACCAUUGACACACAGAGAACUUCCCAGACCUAUGACUGCAAAGACAGCGGUCUCUGCAGGAUUUUACGCUUAUUCUGGACUGCCAGCCCUCCUGAUACUAUUCUGCAGCCAAAAGUUUUCCCAGGAAACUGCUGGGCUUUCAAAGGGCAUCAGGGCCAGGUUGUCAUCAGGUUGCCAGCACGAGUCCACCUGACUGCCAUCACAGUGCAGCACAUCACCAAAGAAGCCUCUCCAAGUGGGACCAUCAUCAGUGCCCCCAAAGACAUCGCUGUCUUUGGAGUGGAUGCAGACAGAGAAGAGGAAACUCUCCUGGGGAUGUUCACCUACAAUACAGAAAAAGACCCCAUUCAGACUUUCCCUCUGAAGAGCAUGCUGCUUCCCAGAGCCUUUUCACAUGUCAAACUUCUUGUGAAGAGCAACUGGGGAAACCCGUGGUAUACCUGCAUUUACCGAGUGCAGGUUCAUGGAAAGAUGGAAAACUGGAAAGCCCCAACCGAGGGCCAAGAUAAAUAAAAAAGAAAACACAAAAGAAGAAGAAAGGGCAAAGGGAAGAAGGGAAAUGGGGGGAAUGAUGUGGCAGCCCAAUGUUGAUUUUAGAGGAUGCAUGUGGGACUGUGUCAGGUGAGUUUUACGUAAGAUACUAGGAAUCGUAGAAUCAUUAAUCCCUCUGUUGAAAGGGACCCAUAAGGGUCAUCAAGUCCAACUCCUGGCCCUGCACAGGACAGCCCCAACAAUCACACUGUGUGUCUGACAGCUGGCUCAGUGCCAUGACCACUUCUCUGGGAAGCCUGUUCCAGUGCUCAACCACCCUUUGAGUGAAGAACCAUGUGGGUAAAGAACCUUCUGGGCGAAAAAUCUUCUGGGUGAAUCACAAAAUCUGCUGAGUUGGAAGGGACCCACAAGGAUCAUUGAGUCCAAAUCCUGCAACUCCUGGCCCUGUACAGGACCACGCCAACAACUACACCAUGUGUCUGACAGCUGGCUCGGUGCUGUAGCCAAUUCUCUGGGGAACCUGUUUCAGUACCUGACCACGUUCUGGGUUCUGGUUCUUCACUCAGGAGAAGGUUCUUUAGCCAAAGGUUCUUCACCUGUUUCUUCCGGACAGUUAAAGGCUCUUCAGGAGGGGUAGGCAGGGCAGAAGGGGUGUAGGAGGCCCUUCCAAGUCCUAGGUUCCAUGGUUCUAUGAUUCUAUGAUUCUGUGACUGGUUGUUUCCAACCCAUCUCUUCUAAACACCUGACACAGUGGUAUAUGUGUCCUGUCCCAGAAACAGAGUGGAAGCCACAAGUCCAGGGUUUAAGAUGAUGGCAGAAUGCAUGGAAACCUCUACUCCUUGACCAUGGAUGUGUAGUGAGAGACUAACUUGUGCCAGACCCUAGCACUACUGACUAAAAUAAAAAAGCCAUA
Molecule: messenger RNA, 1680 nt
Organism: Corvus hawaiiensis (hawaiian crow)
Lineage: Eukaryota; Metazoa; Chordata; Aves; Passeriformes; Corvidae
Product: sperm-associated antigen 4 protein-like
Exons: 7
Coding region: 60-788 (242 amino acids)
Biological process (GO): nuclear envelope organization
Cellular component (GO): nuclear envelope; meiotic nuclear membrane microtubule tethering complex
Molecular function (GO): protein-membrane adaptor activity
Source: RefSeq, a predicted model, not a curated record